AUGAGUGCCCUGAAUUUGGCGAUUUGUCUGGCUCCCUCUCUUUUCCACUUCUCAAGUCUUCUGGUACCUACAACACCAGUUUCGCCGCUGCUGGCGAAUUUUGGGUCUCGACGGCGCAAAAAACUAGAUCCAUUGGGCGGUCUCGAACCCAAAGACUUGGCUGAACAAGCAGCAGCUCAAAAAUGUCUUUGUGCUCUCAUCACCUACGCUCCGAGCGUCUUCUUGGUGACCGAAAGCAUUGUUCUAAAGACACGACUUGAUAGUGAGCGAAUCGAGACUCCUCGGCUAUCUAGCGUGUUAAGUGCCACGAAUGGCGAUGCUAAUAUCUGGCUCCAACGGCAGGUGGAAAUCCUUCUUCGAGACUGUGGCAGUUCCAUCGCACCCACCUCUUCAGGCACUGCACUCACUACCACCUCUGCCAUUAGCACUGCUGGCAUAGGUGCUGGUAGUGUAGGCACCGCUGCAAAAAGUGUUACUGGCAAACAAACCUGGAGUUCAUUAAGCAGAGAGGUUCUUAAGGCUUACAGCACCGAGUAA
This is a messenger RNA of Hydatigera taeniaeformis, 537 nucleotides long. The record is from the annotation of a GenBank genome assembly. Lineage: Eukaryota; Metazoa; Platyhelminthes; Cestoda; Cyclophyllidea; Taeniidae.